GAAUAUGAGAAACCUUGAGAAGGGACCACGGAUGGAAGGAUUCCCCUUUCAGGAUCACCAAGUUCAAAUGGAUGCAGAGAACGUACAAAUUUCACCUCCGUAUUUCGUCCAAGUGGUGUUGCUGUACAAUAGCGACCUUAGGCGCAUGCGCCGUACAUCGCGCAGAGGCCGCAAAUACUGCAAUACAGGAGUCACAUCUGCCAUCGACUAAAAGCCAGAACUCGAGUUUUUAGUUACUACUACUUUAUUGUACGACAAAUCACAAGUAAUUUUUAAAUACAACUAAAUUGAAGUGGUGAAUUUACCAAAACAAAAACCGGUUGUCCCUGUCUUAUAUGACGCAGUUUCAACCUGGCGGCAAGUCAAUGACGCAAGCAAGUACGCUUCACGUUCUGCGGUUCGUAGGCUUGCACCCUCGUGCACUUUCCGUUGGUAGCCCACUGAGGGGCGGGCGUAGAGACUGGUACCAGUGUUUGGACAGAGCCUCGGAAGAUGUGGAACAGGAAGUGGGGGAGGAAGAAGAUGACAGCCUCUGAAGAUGACAGGAGCUGCCGAAGAGUAUCUCCUCCCAAACACAAAAGCUAACUGCGACAUGAACGCACGUACUCCCUCAUUUGUAAGGCGGCUCAGAAGUUCAGUCGCGACAGUACAGACAAACGAAUGAACACAGUAGCUUGGCACAUAUUGCUUCCGAGCGAGCGAGCGAGCGCCUUGACGAAAGGAACCAACACGCAGACACGCACGCACUCACGAUGCGAUGCCCCAGGUCUCUUCUUGGAAAGCACGGUACAAAUGUUGUGAUCUCUGACUGACGACUGGGCGAGACUCGAGUAAGAGAUGUCCAAACGAGCUCCGGCAGGCCGGGCCAAGGCGGAGCGAACGGACGCCGUGGGCACCCUUCAAGCCGCCAAUGAUGAGCUGAGAGCCAAACUGAUGGAUGUCCAGUUGGAACUUCAGCAGGAGAAAAACAAGGUCAGCCGUCUGGAGAGAGAGAGAAGUCAGGAACUCCGGGCGGAGCACCACCGCGCCACCGCCGCCAUGACGGAACUCAAAAGCAAACUCCAUGAGGAGAAGCAGAAAGAGUUAGCCGUUACCAGGGAGACAUUACUGCGGCAGCAUGAAAUGGAGCUGAUGAGAGUGAUCAAAAUCAAAGAUGGAGAGAUCCAGCGACUGAAUGCCUCGGUCCUCAGCCUGAGGGACGGCUCCAUGGACAAGGUGAGGAGCGGGGGCGCUUUGCUGGCGGAGGUGGAGGAGACGCGGCGGAGUUGGGAGACCGAGCGGUGUCGCCUCCACCAGGAGCUUCAGGAGCAACGCGGAGCAAAGAGGAGCGCGGAAGAAGCCCUGGCAGCGGCCCAGCAGGCCUGCCAGUCCCGAGCGGCCGAGCUCCGAUCGGCUCAUCACCAGCAUCGGGAGGAGCUGAGCCGAACCAAGAGAGACUGCGAGAGGGAGAUCCGCCGACUGAUGGAUGAGAUCAAGCUGAAGGACAGAGCGGUUAGUGUUUUGGAUAAAGCCCUGGGGCUACAGGCCGGCCACGCCCACCGCCUUCAGCUGCAGACUCAGGCUGCCGAGCAGCAGAUCGCCGCCCUGAGGGAUUCCCAAAGGGCGGGCCUAAACUAUCCUGGAAGUGGGGUCAACGCCGCUACUAGCAAUCCUCUUCAUAGCUCUCAGGAGGAUCGGGACACGCGAAGGUUUCAGCUGAAAAUCGCUGAGCUCAGCGCAAUCAUCAGGAAACUGGAGGAUCGAAACGCCCUGCUUUCUGAAGAGCGCAACGAACUGCUGAAGCGACUGAGAGAAACCGAGAGCCAGUUUCUGCCACUCCUGGACAAAAACAAACGCCUGAGCAGGAAGAAUGAAGAACUCUCGCUGGUGCUGUGUCGCCUUGAAAACAAAGUGCGCUUUGUCACCCAGGAGAACGAGGAGAUGGCAAGCUUGAGAAGGCCUAGUUCGCUCAAUGACCUGGACCGCGGUUGCGGCCAGCAGGACGGUGAAAUGGAGUUUCUGCGCCUUCAAGUUGUGGAGCAGCGGCACAUCAUCGACGACUUGUCCAAGGCUCUGGAGACAGGAGCUCACGUCAGAAAUGUCAUUGAAAGAGAUUUGGUGCUACGAUACCGACGUCGAGAAUCUCUGAGGAGGAAACGGAGCGUGAGGUCCUGCAAGGUCAUCGAAACAUUUUACGGCUACGACGAAGACGUGUCGGUGGACUCGGACGGAUCGUCCUUGUCGUUUCACACCGACAGAACCCCCGACACGGAACCCGAAGAGGGGUGUGUGCGUGAGGAGGCGGAGCUUCGCUACCGCCAGCUGACGCAAGAAUAUCAAGCGCUGCAACGAGCCUACGCUCUGCUAGCCCAGACCAGCGGAGGGGACUACGACGCCGAGAAGGAGAUCAAGACCAGAGAACAGCUGAUGGUUGAAAUGGGUCACUAUCAAAGCAGAGUGGCAGAUCUGGAGUCAGCGCUGAAACAACAAGGACAGAAUGUCAAGUGGGUGGAGGAGAAGCAGCUGCUGCGUCAGAGCAAUCAGCAGUUGGCCGAAAAGGUCAGGCGGAUGGAGGCGGAAGAAGCGCGUCUGAAAGAGCACAUCCAGGAUAUCCGAGACCAAAACGAACUGCUUGAGUUCCGCAUCCUGGAGCUGGAGGAGAGGGAGUGGCGCUCCCCCGUCUUGAAGUUCCAGCAAGUCCGUUUCCCAGACGGCCUCAGCCCUUUGCAGAUCUACUGCGAGGCCGAGGGCGUGAGCGACAUCGUCAUCAGUGAUCUGAUGAAGAAGCUGGACAUCCUGGGCGAUAACGCCGUAAGUAAUCUCACCAACGAGGAGCAGGUGGUCGUGAUUCACGCCAGGACCCUUCUCACCCUAGCCGAGAAGUGGUUAGAAUCCAUCGAAGGGACCAAGUCAGCACUUCAACAGAAGAUGUUGGACAUUGAAAGUGAGAAGGAUAUGUUCUGCAAGCAGAAGGGCUACCUGGAUGAAGAGUUGGACUUCAGGAAGCGUUCCAUGGACCAGGCUCAUAAGAGGAUCCUGGAGCUGGAGGCCAUGUUGUACGAGGCGCUACGGCAGCGGGACUGCCCCGCCACGGACGGCGAAAAGGCCAGCCACGCUGGCGUGAAUGACGUGCUGACGGCGGAUCAGAGAGAAGAGCUUAGGAGCGCCGUGGACCAAUGGAAGCGAGCCCUGAUGUGCGAGUUGAGGGAGCGCGACGCUUGCAUCCUCCAAGAGAGAAUGGAUCUGCUGCACAGCGCGCAACAGAGGAACAAAGAGCUGAAAGAAUUCAUCGAAGCUCAGAAGAGACAAAUCAAACAAUUGGAGGAGAAGUUUCUGUUUCUCUUUCUAUUCUUCUCCUUGGCCUUCAUUCUGUGGCCUUAACACCAGCUGUGUGCGGCAUCCUGCGACCAAAAACGCAGCCAACCCCAAAGCGGUUGACCUCAACGUCCCACCACCAUGCCUACCAGAGCAGGUCAAGUGAUGCUUUGGACAUCCUCCCGUCUCAGAUGCCCAAAAGUACUCUUUGCCACAUCUGCGGAAAUCUGGUGUCUUUUCAAAGGUGCAAAUAAAGCCAGCGUGGGCGGAACAUGCACGGCUUUGGUUUUUCUCGCUUUGUUUGUGCGACAGCUGUUGUGAAAAUUUUAUACAAAUAAAGAUGUAUUGUAUAGUA
Syngnathus typhle (broad-nosed pipefish) is the source of this 3649-nucleotide messenger RNA. It is a transcript of the gene jakmip3, whose product is annotated as Janus kinase and microtubule interacting protein 3. Gene Ontology annotation, molecular function: microtubule binding; kinase binding. The transcript has 23 exons. The record is from RefSeq and is a predicted model, not a curated record. Lineage: Eukaryota; Metazoa; Chordata; Actinopteri; Syngnathiformes; Syngnathidae. The coding region runs from base 838 to 3360 and encodes 840 amino acids.